Psylliodes chrysocephalus is the source of this 807-nucleotide messenger RNA. NCBI's taxonomy places the organism in Eukaryota, Metazoa, Arthropoda, Insecta, Coleoptera, Chrysomelidae. The record is from the annotation of a GenBank genome assembly.
AUGGUAGACGAAACAGUCUGCAAUGCUACCACUUGCACGAAAUCUAUAAGCAGAUGUUUCGUAUGUGGUGCAACGGCUAAGAAAUUGAACCAAUCGGAUUUAAAAAAAAAAGAUUUCAAAAACUUAAAGUUAAAGCCUCAAAACUGUGGUCUAAUAGUAUGCAUUGGUGAUCGUUACAAUUUUGAAGAAAGCUUAAAACAAACAGAAAGAUAUAGAGGAUCGACAAAUUGUCAUUUUGAAACAUACGAAAUACGAGACGAACUUGAUAUACCUGACUGGAAGAAAUUUAUAACAAAUCUUUGGAAUAAAAAGAACCUCUUGGCAUAUUUAGCACAAAAACUAAUGAAAGAACAUUAUGUUAUACCUGAUCAAAUUGAAAUUGUAUUGGCAGGAAUGUCAGAAGAUAAUCAAACAACAAUAAAAUGCACAAAAAUGGAGUCGACAGUGGUAGAUGAGUUACAGUUUACUGGUCAUAAAAAAGCUGAUACAAGAAUAUUUGCAAUUAAUAAUUUUUUUAAAGACACGUUUAAUGUAUUUGUUAUUUACUCGUUGGACACAGAUGUUUUUGUUUUAUCAAUGUGUUUCUCGGUUACCUUAGAUGUCGAAAUUUGGAUAGAAAGAGAAAAUAAAUUUAUCCCGUGCUUCUCAAUCAUUAAAGAAGUAACAAACUUGAAGCACUUAGAUGUUAAAGUAUUAGUAGACAAUUUGUUAUCAAUAUAUUGUUUAUCUGGAUGUGAUUCUGUUAGCUUUCCGUUUAAAAAAGGCAAAAAAAGCCCUAAAAAUAGUAUUGUCUCAAGAACCAAAUGA